UUUGAAUUUACACUUUUCGAUAUAAAGUUAAUUUAUCAAAUUGUUAUCAUAAUUAGUUAAAUGGCAAAGUUUUACAAGCUUUAUUGUUUAAUAAUGUUUUCUUUAUCUGUUCAAAUUUAGCAAUACAAGGAUUUAAUUUUGGAAACAUUGAAUCAGAGUUAUUAUGGUUUAGUAGCAACCUUGAUAUGAUCUUGCUAGUUUGACAUCUAAAGAAUAUUCAUCUAAAGGAUUAUUCGAUGUUAAUUUCGAGUUGAUUUAUUUAUUUUUCAUUUAUUCUGUUGUAUAAAUCUUACCAUGCAAUUAAUUAAGGAACUUUUGCUAUCCAAACACUUGGCCUCUUGUUACUCUUCCCAAAAAAGAGCGUUAUGUUUGUUGGUUGAUAAUGUUAAAAAAACUGAUGAUAGCUUUCUCAGUGUCUAUGAAAGGAAGGUAAAAAACAAAGAAAUCGAAUCUGAUGAAUAUCAACUCAGAGUUGCUAAAACUUUCCAAGAAAUAGAUGAACAGCUGAAAGGUUACAAACUAAUCAAAUCUAAUUUUUUAUCAAAGAUCUUCAAACAACAAAAUAAACCCAAUCGGAUAGUAAAAGGCCUUUAUUUAUAUGGAUCUGUCGGAUGUGGAAAGACUAUGUUAAUGGACUUAUUUUAUCAAAACUGCCAUGUAGACGACUACAAUAAGAAACGUAUUCAUUUUCAUUCUUUCAUGUUGGAUGUUCAUUCAAGAAUACAUGAACAGAAAAAGAAAACAAGUGCAACGUCAUCUCGAAAAUCUUUAAGUUAUAAUCCAAUUCCUCCGGUUGCUGAAUCUUUAGUUGAAGAAUCUUGGUUACUUUGUUUAGAUGAAUUUCAAGUAACGGAUAUCGGUGAUGCUAUGAUUUUGAAACAUCUCUUUACUGAGCUUUUCUCAAGAGGAGUGGUUUUAAUCGCAACAUCUAAUCGACCUCCCGAUGAUUUGUAUAAAAAUGGUUUACAAAGAAGUGCUUUUUUACCAUUCAUACCUCUACUUAAAGAACACUGUCAAUCAAUGGCCUUAGAUUCUGGUAUAGAUUAUCGUCAGAAAUCUCUUCCUUCAAAGCAAAACAUUUAUUUAUUAAAAGACGAAGAAAAAGCUGACAAAGAAUUGGAUCGCCUCUUCAAGAUAUUUGCCAGCCGAGAAACUGAUAAUGUUAGGCCCAAAACAAUUGUCAUCAAAGGAAGAAACGUUACAUUUGCAAAAACUUGCGGCAGAGUCCUUGAUUCAUCGUUCUCUGAACUCUGCGAUCGGCCUCUUGGUGCUGUUGAUUAUCUGACUCUUAGUCAACUUUUCCAUACUGUGAUCAUCAGAGAUAUACCUCAAUUGAAUCUAAAACUUAAAACACAAGCUAGACGAUUCAUCACUUUGAUAGAUACUUUUUAUGAUAACAAGGUAAGAGUCCUUUUCUCCGCAAAUGUUCCAAUUAAAGAAUUGUUUAUGGUUGGUAAUUCGGACGAUGAUAUAACUGAUGAACAAAGAGCCUUGAUGGAUGAUUUAGGAAUCAAAUUUUCUCAAGUUAAAGAUUCAACAGACCUUUUCAGUGGACAAGAAGAAAUGUUUGCAUUUGAUCGAACACUUUCCAGGAUAAUGGAGAUGCAAACUCUCGAUUACUGGAAUCUGAGAGAAAUAUUUUAAAUUAUUUCCAAGCUCACUCACUUCGCUGGUUGCUUACAAUUCUAGAUUGUAUAAAAGCUAACAAGGCUAGACUUAAUGAAUCUUAAUGAAAAUUUUUGUAGAUCUGUAUAAACCUAAGAAAUUCAUUCUUCAUCAUUAAUCAAGUAUUUUCAGAAAUAACAAAUCGAUUACUGAUCUAUAAACUGGUUAUUUAUUGAUAGCCCAAUUAAUAAAAGACGUUAAAAUUCAAGAAAUGCAAGCUUAAUUUAGGUCCAGUAAAGUCUUAUCUAUAAAUCUGUAAAGAAUGAAGUGGUCAUCACUUAACCAAUUCAUUUUUAAAGCAAUUUCAGACUAAAAAAUGAUGCAGCUGAAAUAAAUAAUUCAAUAACUGAAAUUUUAUUCAGGCGAAAGAAUCAGUACGCAUUAGGUUUUUAAUGAAUUGAUAACCAAAACAUCAAAUUGCUCUAAAUGCAUCAAAAUUGUGUGAAUAAUUUAGUUCGCUUUUCUAAAAAAUUGACAUCAAAAUAUGAUCAGUAAUCAUGUUAUUUUAUUUAAAUUUUAAAAUCAAUAAACUCGAUGAAUAAAGAA
This is a messenger RNA of Tetranychus urticae (two-spotted spider mite), 2211 nucleotides long. Its product is annotated as AFG1-like ATPase. Lineage: Eukaryota; Metazoa; Arthropoda; Arachnida; Trombidiformes; Tetranychidae. Gene Ontology annotation, cellular component: cytoplasm; mitochondrion. The record is from RefSeq and is a predicted model, not a curated record. Gene Ontology annotation, molecular function: ATP binding; ATP hydrolysis activity.